AUGUCCUGUCCAACGCACAACCACCAUCAUCGCCCGCGCACUGACAACAACAAUGACGCUGCCGCUAACCAAAGCGUUCGCAUGCGCCGCCACACACCACACGAACCAGUCGCCAAUCGUUGCCCCAUCCAUCCCCCAAGUGCUGACUCAGUGACGCGUGCAAACCAGCAUUGCGCCCGCCCGCUGUCAAACAAUGCCCUUGUUUAUGGCUCCGUCAUCAGAACCAUGGCUACAAAGAGACUGCACAUAUUUCACAUAUUAAGCAUCCGAACAUUGUCCACUCCCACACAUACUACGUGCGUAGGAGCAAGAUUUUGCAACCGCCUGACUGUCCUUGCUAGCUUCGUCACGUGA
Molecule: messenger RNA, 354 nt
Organism: Bipolaris oryzae ATCC 44560
Lineage: Eukaryota; Fungi; Ascomycota; Dothideomycetes; Pleosporales; Pleosporaceae
Exons: 1
Coding region: 1-354 (117 amino acids)
Source: RefSeq, a predicted model, not a curated record